AACGGGGCUCGGCUGUGCUGGAGCUGCCCCGCACGCCGCGGAUGGUGUGCGUGGAGUACCCGGGGCUGGUGCGGGACGUCGGGGCCAUGCUGCUGACGCUGGGAGGAGAGCAGGGGGUGUCGCGGAUCUAUGCGGACCCUGCGAAAAGGCUGGAGCUGUAUUUCCGCCCCAAGGACCCUUACUGCCACCCCGUGUGUGCCAAUCGCUUCCCCACCUCCACCAUGCUGCUCAAGGUGAAGAGGAGGACCAAGAAGAAGAAGCAGCAGUUGGAUGGCGAAGAACAAAUCCAGCCGGAAGUCCAGUUUGAAAUGGAAAUUCUUGGGACUGUCACCACCGUUUACAAAUUUCAAGGAAUGUCUGAUUUUCAGUACCUGGCAAUGCACUCUGGUCCUGAUGGCAAACAAACCUCCAUGUAUGACAAAGUCCUAAUGCUCAAACCAGAGAAGGAAGAAUUUUUCAACAGAGAAUUACCUCUCUACAUCCCACCACCAAUUUUCUCACGUCUGGACACUCCUGUUGACUAUUUUUAUCGGCCAGAUAUACAACACCGGGAGGGAUACAACAACCCCCAGGUGUCUGGUGAGAACCUGAUUGGCCUCAGCAGGGCCCGUCGCCCGCACAACGCUAUCUUUGUGAACUUUGAUGAUGAAGAAAUCCCAACUAAACCCCUGGAUGCUGCUGUACAGACCUGGAAGAAAGUGUGCACCAACCCUGUGGAUAAAAAGGUGGAGGAAGAGCUGAGAAAGCUCUUUGAAGUCCGUCCUGUCUGGUCUCGAAAUGCAGUAAAAGCCAAUAUCAGUGUCCACCCCGACAAGCUGAAACUUCUGUUGCCAUAUUUGGCCUAUUACAUGUUAACAGGUCCUUGGAGAAGCUUAUGGGUUAGGUUUGGGUAUGACCCCAGAAAACACCCAGAAGCAAAGAUUUAUCAAGUACUGGACUUCCGAAUUCGCUGUGGAAUGAAAUAUGGUUAUGCCCCUAAUGACAUGCCCGUGAAAGCGAAACGCAGCACCUAUAAUUACAGCCUGCCCAUCACUGUCAAGAAGCCAGUGAGCCAUACGGUCAGUGUACACGAUCUGAAACAAGGGCUUGGUACGUCCGGUGCAGCCGGCACAAAAAAGCCUGCUUCCAGCAGGUAUAAACUGAAGGAAUCCAUCUACAUUUUCCAAGAAGGAGCCUUACCCCCUUAUCGGCAGAUGUUCUACCAGCUCUGUGACUUGAACGUGGAAAGCCUGCAGAAGAUCAUCCAUCGGAACGACGGCACGGAGUCCGAAUGCACAGAGCGGGACGGGUGGUGCCUUCCAAAGACGAGUGACGACCUGCGGGACAGCAUGUCACUGAUGAUAAAGCAGAUCAUCAGAUCCACAAGACCUGCUCUUUUUUCAAAUACAACAAGCAGUGAAGAUGGCAAAGAGCAGCUGGCGUAUGAGUCCGGAGAGGAUGAGGAUGAUGAAGAGGAGGAGGAAGAGGAAUUCAAGCCUUCUGAUGGGAGUGAAAAUGAAAUGGAGACAGAAAUUCUGGACUAUGUGUGAACUCGGUGAGCAGUCUGGCUGCUGUUGGACAGAACCAUCUCUGCACUUGUUGCCCGAGGGCUGAGGGUUCAGCCACUGUCCCCAGGGGGUGGGGAAGCAGAAUUUGCACGAAGACACCGACGAUCUCUGCACAGACUGCAGUGCUGGCUGAUGGGCAUCAUUCCUGAUGUUGGGGAGCCAGUGCCUACACUUUCAUAAUUGCUGGCUAAUAAGCCCUCGAGCAAACUCCCAAGAAAGGGUCCCAAAUCCAAUCCAGCAGGUAAUACCCCAGAAAAGAGGAGCAGUUGCAUUCCCAGAUCUCUCCAUGUGCAGGAAGUACACCUGGCCCAGGUUGGUGGUCGUAUGGAAAAUACGGUGCAUGCGGCGGCGCUGGGACAGCACUGGGUGCCACUGGAGUCCCUGU
Calidris pugnax (ruff) is the source of this 1932-nucleotide messenger RNA. RefSeq names its product general transcription factor 3C polypeptide 5-like. The record is from RefSeq and is a predicted model, not a curated record. The coding region runs from base 42 to 1529 and encodes 495 amino acids. Gene Ontology annotation, cellular component: transcription factor TFIIIC complex. Gene Ontology annotation, biological process: transcription initiation at RNA polymerase III promoter. The transcript has 11 exons. NCBI's taxonomy places the organism in Eukaryota, Metazoa, Chordata, Aves, Charadriiformes, Scolopacidae.